Orycteropus afer afer is the source of this 1671-nucleotide messenger RNA. It is a transcript of the gene MON1B, whose product is annotated as MON1 homolog B, secretory trafficking associated. The record is from RefSeq and is a predicted model, not a curated record. Lineage: Eukaryota; Metazoa; Chordata; Mammalia; Tubulidentata; Orycteropodidae. Gene Ontology annotation, biological process: protein targeting to vacuole; vesicle-mediated transport.
GUGCAGAUGGACGCCGGAGGCGACACCACUGCUCCAGCUCCCGGAGACGCGGAGGACUUGGAGGCCACGCAGUUCUCCAAUGAGGCGGCUGGAGACAGUGGUGGAGGGGUUCACAAGGACCCACCGGACCCCGGAGACGGGGGCCUGGAGGACACAGGAUCCAAGGCCAAAGACCAGCUGCCCGGCGAGCUGUCAUCACUGCCCCAGUCAGAGGCCUCAUCAGGCACCUGUGAGCUCUGGAGCCCCACAGCCCCUGGGAGUGGUCCCAUGGGUGGCCUUGAGAGUGGCCCCGGGGGCCAGGGCGGGGACCCCAGCAGUGGGGACCCCAGUGAUGAGGACUGGCGCAGCCAGCGCAAGCAUGUGUUUGUGCUGAGCGAGGCAGGCAAGCCCAUCUACUCCCGCUACGGCAGCGUGGAGGCGCUGUCAGCGACCAUGGGUGUGAUGACGGCCCUCGUGUCCUUUGUGCAGAGUGCAGGUGACGCCAUCCGGGCCAUCUACGCUGAGGACCACAAGCUGGUGUUCCUGCAGCAGGGCCCACUGCUGCUGGUGGCCGUGUCCCGUACCCCUCAGUCAGCGGCCCAGCUGCGGGGGGAGCUGCUCGCCGUGCACGCCCAGAUUGUGAGCACGUUGACCCGUGCGAGCGUGACCCGCAUCUUCGCACACAAGCAGAACUACGACCUCCGCCGCCUGCUGGCAGGCUCAGAGCGCACGCUGGACCGGCUUCUGGACAGUGUGGAGCGGGAGCCGGGUGUGCUGCUCCUGGGGGCUGUGCGCUGCGUGCCUCUCGCACGCCCACUGCGGGAGGCACUGGGCGCGCUCCUGCGGCGCUGCACAGCCCCUGGCCUGGCACUUUCGGUGCUGGCAGUUGGCGGUCGCCUGAUAACAGCGGCCCAGGAACGGACUGUGCUGACCGAGUGCCGGCUAGACCCAGCUGACCUGCAACUGUUGCUUGACUGGGUGGGUGCGCCAGCCUUUGCGGCAGGUGAGGCGUGGGCGCCGGUGUGCCUGCCCCGCUUCAACCCCGAUGGUUUCUUCUAUGCCUACGUGGCCCGCCUGGAUGCCAUGCCUGUCUGCCUGCUGCUGCUCGGCACCGACCGUGAGGCCUUCCACGCCAUGGCCGCCUGCCGACGUCUUGUUGAAGACGGCAUGCGCGCCCUUGGUGCCACACACACCCUGGCAGCGGUUGCUGGCCUCUCUAAUGCCCCGUCGGCCAGUGCCCCCGCCUACAGUGUACAGGCAGUGGGGGCCCCCGGCCUCCGGCACUUCCUCUAUAAGCCACUGGACAUUCCUGACCACCACCGCCAGCUACCCCAGUUUACCAGCCCCGAGCUGGAGGCCCCGUACAGCAGGGAGGAGGAGCAGCACCGCCUGUCAGACUUGUACCACUGCCUGCACGCCCGCCUGCACAGCACCUCCAGACCCCUGCGUCUCAUUUACCACGUGGCAGAGAAGGAGACGCUGCUGGCCUGGGUGACCUCCAAAUUCGAGCUCUAUACAUGUCUCAGCCCUUUGGUGACCAAGGCAGGUGCCAUCUUGGUAGUGACUAAACUCCUGCGCUGGGUGAAGAAAGAGGAGGACCGGCUUUUCAUUCGUUACCCGCCCAAGUACUCCACACCCCCUGCUGCCUCUGUGGACCAGAACGCCCAUAACGGCUUUUUCACCGGACUCUGA